UUCAAACUAGGGUCUUCCCGGUCCUAGUCCAGCACUCUAACCACUAUGCUAUGCUGGCUUUUAUAAAACCCUUGCCAAGAAAUCAAUUUGGGAUCUUGCAAGAAGCAUUAGGACUUGUGGAUUAGUGAACAAAGACAAUGGGAAGGGAGGGAGGAAAUGCUUCUUAGUAGGGUGCCCCCACAACCCACUGGGUAGACCCCUCCCUCAUUACAGGAUGACUGAAGGAUCAACUCCCACUAAAGGGACUGGCCCUCCAGGCUGGUAAAGAUUGCUGCCACCACCUACUCUCCUUUAUGGUAGAGUCCUUUCUCCCCCUCCCCUUGGCUAUCCUGGGCUGGGUAGAGUAGGAGACCCAGGCCACCCACCAUCCAAUUGAAAUCAAUAAAGGAUUCUCACAGGGCAGGAGCAAUUGGUGACCCCUAGGCUCCAAGGCUUGUUGACAUGGUACUAGGGAGCUUCCCUCCCCUUCCUCACAGAGCAUUCCAAACCACUCUUCUAAAGUAGAGCUUUUUAAUUCCUUUUAUGACGCACUUGAUUUGCUGAGAAAAACAGAAGAGUUGGCAAUAGGAGAAACAAAUCAGUUUGCGAAGGCUAUUGCCCAGUUGGAAGUAGUCCAGAACAAUUUCCUAAGGAAGAAAGUCUCUAAGAACAGUUCCUGGUGAAAUCUUGUUAUUUACACUACAUGGGUGGGAAUCAAUGAACUAAACUUCUCCCUGCCUCCGGUGGGGAGAUUUAGUUCUUGGAGCAGAGAAAAUAAUAGAGAUCAGCUCCUCGAAUGGGAUGCCAGUAGAAAUGCUGUUGCGGUACAGCCAUAAAAGUUCUAAUUCUGGUACCACCAUUAUAAGAAAUAUAGAAGUUUCUCUGGUUAGUAUUAUCUGGUUAAUAUUACCAGUGUCUACUGAGGAAGGCUUUUACAUCUUUUCAUUUUCAGUCCUUGCCUUCAGCAUAUCUUGAAGGGAGAUUUAGUAAACUCCCAGUAGAACAAAGAGCCAGCGUGGUGUAGUGUUUAGAGUUUUGGACUAGGACCGGGGAGACCUGAGUUCAAAUCCCCAUUCAGCCAUGAUACUAGCUGGGUGACUCUAGGCCAGUCACUUCUCUCUCAGCCUAAUCUACUUCACAGGGUUGUUGUGAGGAGAAACUCAAGUAUGUAGUACACUGCUCUGGGCUCCUUGGAGGAAGAGCGGGAUAUAAAUGUAAAAAUAAUAAUAACACAGCCUUCGUCCUUGUAGCUCUGGGCAAGUGCAGGACAUCAUCCACUACAUCCUCUAUUGCCCUAUUUAUGAUGAGAUCAGGGAAUAAACAUUGAUGAGAGAUAAUCUUAAGGGGUCAGAUGCAGAACGUUUGACUUACCUUCUUGAGGAUGUGAUUCCAUACGUCAGCUGUCAAGUCACUAUCUUUGCUAUGCUUUCUUUUAAACUUAGAAAGAAAUGUUUACGUUCUAAAAUGUAGCACUGGUUUUAGCUCAACCUAACUGAUAAAACUAAUUGGUAUGUUUAUAUUUCUUCUUUUAUGUUAUAUUAUAUAUGACCUGUGGUCACAACAAUAAACGUAUUACUUACUAAAUCGGUUUGUAGGAUACACAGGCACACUAGAAAGAAAAGGAAAACAACCUAAGGCAAUGUCUGUCUGAGAACGUUUCCUACCACUGUGUAGGGAUGUGCACGGAACCUGGUGGAGGAGGCUCAAAGGCAGGGGGGGUGCCACUUUAAGGGCAGGGGAGGGUUCACUUAACCCUCCCACCGCUUUUCCCCCUCUGGCGCUCUGGUUUUUCCACGUCCAUGGGGUGGCAGCGUACCUCCCUGCUGCCCCAUUGUCCAGAACGAAGCAGAAGUAUCUGGCGCUCGGGUCACCCGCCGUUCAAACCAGUUCCGUGCACAUCCCUACCACUGUGUUUUCUCAGAUGGCAGUCCGUCCUUAAAGCAUUUCUUACACUGCAGCUUUCUCAGUCCAGGCCUCCCAAUGAGGACCUGGGAGAGAGCGUGUGAUUCCAGCCUUUUCUGGCUCCUCUCUCUCUCUCUAGCUUCCAACAGACUGAACUACAAAACAGAAAGUAGCUCCAAAUUUAACUGAGCUAUUGUCCUCUCCUCCACAAAAUAGAGGAGAAAACAUCUUUCAAAUUGGAUUGGUCUCAGGUGGGACCUGGCUACCAGUCACAGGGUUCCUGUUGAUUUCCAGGCCCCCAUCACUUCCCAGCUACCAACUACAGUGAAGUUGAGAAAUAAAUAAAACCAUAACUUGACAAAGAAAGACUGGCCAUAUGAGACUUAACUCCAACCAUUAGAUCUUCUGGGUACAUUAGAAGUUUCACUGGAGCUCAAAGGGAAAAAAUGGAUUUUCAAAGCCCAAUAAGAAAUGGAUCGGAGAAAGGAACAGAAAAAGACCUCCAAAGCAUCCAGGCUAGGAGUGGCAAGGAAUUCUGGGAAAGAAUGGUGCAAAAGAUCCAUCAAGGAGACCCUACCAGCUCUGAUGUUGAACACCAGAGACUCAGGCAGUUUCCGUACCAGGAGGCUGAAAGGCCCCGAGACAUUUGCAGCAGACUCUACACCCUUUGCCAUCAGUGGCUGAAGCCCGAAAAGCACACCAAAGCUCAGAUGCUGGACCUGGUGAUCCUGGAGCAGUUCCUGACUGUCCUGCCCCCAGAGAUGGAGAGCUGGGUGAGAGAAUGUGGAGUGGAGACCAGUUCCCAGGCAGUGGCCCUGGCAGAAGGUUUCCUCCUGAGCCAGGCAGAGGAGAAGAGGCAGGAGGCACUGGGUACGUUAGCCAAAGUGGCCACUGGUCCCCUGCAGGCAGAGAAGGCUCCAUCAGACACCAGGCAGAGGCUGCUGUUCAGGGGGAUCAAGCAGGAGGAAGAGGGGGAUGGAGGAACCACCUCUCUGGGCAGUGAAAUGACCCUGGAGAUUCCUUCUAGGCCUUCUCCUCUUGUUGGUGGAGUGGAAGGGGUUGCUGUGCAGUCACUGCAGGAUCAGGGACCCGUGUCCUUUGAGGAGGUGGCUGUGUGUUUCUCCGAGGAGGAGUGGGCUCUGCUGGAUCCUGGCCAAAGGGCUCUGCACAGGGAAGUCAUGGAGGAGACUUCUGGGCAUCUGGACUCGCUGGGUAAUCAGAGGAAGAACAGGAAAAAGGGGGAAGUGCCAAGAAGAAAAACUGAAGAAACAGAGGAGGAGACAGCAGCGUUUGAAAUGACAGGCUUCUGUGCAAUUCCAGUUGAAGAUGAAGCUAGUAAAAUUCCUCUAAGUGGAAACAUCUUAACUAAUAAACCACACCUUAGUGCACAUCACACCAUCCAUAUGAGAGUGAAAGCCUAUCAAUGCACAACGUGUGGAAACAGCUUCAGUGACCGGUCGAACCUUUAUGAACACCAAAGAACCCACUCAGGAGAGAAACCAUGCUUGGCGUGUGGUAAGAGCUUCAGUCACGGCAGUGCCCAUGCUGUCCACCAGUGUGUCUGCAAACAAGAGUACAGACAUGGCGGAAACGGCUUCAGUGCCACAGAUAAGCUUGCUUCCCAUCAAAGACGUCACACAGGAGAGAAAUCCCAUACAUGCUCAGAGUGUGGAAAGAGCUUCAGUCGGAAGGGCAAGCUUUCUAUCCAUCAAAGAAUCCACACAGGGGAGAAACCGUAUACCUGUUCAGUGUGUGGGAAAAGGUUCAGAGAUAGUUCAGCCCUUAUAAAACAUCAUGUAAUCCACACAGGGGAGAAACCGUAUACGUGCUCAGAGUGUGGAAAGAGUUUCAGUCGGAAGGAUAUUCUUUUUGCCCAUCAAAGAAUCCACACAGGGGAGAAACCGUAUGUGUGCUCAGAGUGUGGAAAGAAUUUCAGGUACUACUCAAAUCUUGCCUCCCAUUGCAAAAUCCACACAGGGGAGAAACCAUCUAAAUGCUAAGAGUACAGAAAGAGCUUCUUUCAGAGGAGAAAUCUUAAUUUUCACUGCUCAAAUGAAGACAUUCAGGAUUAUCUGCUUAAUUAUGUUUUAAUGACUGACAGCCAGAGCCUUGGCUUCUUAGGAUUACCCAGACAGCUCUCAUGAUGGUAAUUGUCCCAUCUGAAGGAAGGCGGGUGCACACGAGCUCCCUAUGGAAGGAGAGCAGCCCUGGGAUUUGGGCAGCAGGAGGAAGAGGCAACUGGUGUGGGGGGGGGUGCCAGCCAGGCCUGCCGGCAACCAACUGGAGGGAGGAGGCGGACCUGGGGGAGUGAUGGGGGUGCGGGCACUGCCGUGAGCAGGGAAGCCACUCAUGUUCUCUCCCCAAACUACACCCCUGAGCUACUAUUAGGGGUAACCUUUUCCCCUCUUUUCACUACUACAUCUUUUUUGUAGUCUAAUUAGGGGCAGGUGACACAUACCUGAACGACUUAGGUCUGGGUUACCUGAGCGAGUGCCUUUCUCCACAAGACCUCUACAAGAUCCCCACCACUCAUUAAGAUCAUCAAGAGGGGUCCGACUUCAGGUGCCACCAAUUCAUAUGGUGGCGACCUGGCAUCGGGGCCUCCUCUGUUGUCACUCGCUCCUAGGUUGUGGAACGUGUUCCUUCUGGAUAUAAGAGAAUUAUCUUCUUUGGGGACCUUUAGGAGCGCCUUAAAGACAGACACACACCCCUUAUUUUUUUAGCCUGGCGCUUAAUGAUAUCUCGUUUUAGUUUUAAAUGUAUGAAUUUUAAUCUGGUUUAAAUGUUGUUGUUUUUUAAUUUUAAUUGUUUUGUUAUAUGUUUUUGAUUUGAAUGUCAACCGCCCUGAAGGGCACUUGGUGUAAGUCAGAUGGAUGAAUGAAUGCAUUAAUGACAUACACUAGAGCAGGGGUGCACAACUCACACGUCCCAGUAGGCCAGGAAA
Hemicordylus capensis (graceful crag lizard) is the source of this 4825-nucleotide messenger RNA. RefSeq names its product zinc finger protein with KRAB and SCAN domains 7-like. Gene Ontology annotation, biological process: regulation of transcription by RNA polymerase II. Gene Ontology annotation, molecular function: DNA-binding transcription factor activity, RNA polymerase II-specific; RNA polymerase II cis-regulatory region sequence-specific DNA binding. Bases 2328 to 3881 code for a protein of 517 amino acids. NCBI's taxonomy places the organism in Eukaryota, Metazoa, Chordata, Lepidosauria, Squamata, Cordylidae. The record is from RefSeq and is a predicted model, not a curated record. The transcript is spliced from 6 exons.